UGGAGUGAUAAAGUUGAGUGUGGUCAGUUGAGUUCAUCGUCUCCUCCGUCCAUUCUGAGGCGACUCGCCGGCGAUGGCGCUGCUCCGCGCGCACCACCUACUGCGGCCGCGCGCCGCCGCCCGUCCGCUCUCUCUCCCUCCCUCCCUCUCGUCCUCCCCGUGCCGCCGCGCCCUUCCCACCACGACCUCCUCCUGGCGCCUCCUCUGCUCCCACCGUACCGCGUCGCCGCCAGAUGCCGAUGGCGAUGCCUCGCCCUCCAUCGUCGCCGACCUGCUCGACUACCUCAACGAGUCAUGGACGCAGUUCCACGCCACCGCUGAGGCGAAGAGGCAACUUCUUGACGCGGGUUUCACGCUGCUGAGUGAGAACGAUGACUGGGACCUGCAGCCUGGUGGCCGCUACUUCUUCACGCGCAACAUGUCAUGCUUGAUUGCCUUUGCGGUUGGGGAAAAGUAUAAAUUGGGAAAUGGGUUCAAUAUAAUUGCAGCUCACACCGAUAGCCCUUGUCUCAAGCUGAAGCCAAGGUCUGCGUCCUUUAAAUCUGGGCAUCAGAUGGUAAAUGUACAGACGUAUGGAGGUGGGUUGUGGCAUACAUGGUUCGAUAGGGACCUAACUUUGGCUGGGAGAGUUAUCCUCAAGGAUGCAGAUGGCUCGUUUAACCAUAAGCUUGUCAAAGUGAGCAGACCAUUGAUACGUGUACCAACGCUGGCUAUACAUCUGGACCGCACAGUGAAUUCUGAUGGUUUCAAACCUAAUCUGGAGAAUCAUCUAGCUCCACUUCUUGCAACAAAACAUGAAGAGACUGCUGCAGGUUCUGGUGAAAAAAAUAGUCCAAGUUCCAGUAAAGUUGUCCAUCACCCACUUCUCUUGCAAGUUCUUUCAGAUGAAAUUGGUUGCAAACCAGAUGAAAUAAUUGGCAUGGAGUUGAAUGUGUGUGACACGCAACCUAGUUGCCUUGGAGGGGGAAAUAAUGAGUUCAUUUAUUCUGGUAGACUUGACAAUCUUGCUUCAUGCUACUGUGCUCUUAGAUCUCUCAUGGACUCCUCCAAGAUGCCAGAAGAAAUGUCAAAUGAGAAAUCCAUAAGAAUGAUUGCUUUAUUUGAUAACGAAGAGGUGGGUUCAAAUUCGAUGCAAGGGGCAGGUGCACCAACCAUGUUCCAUGCUAUGAGACGGAUUGUUGAUUCCUUGAUGCAUCAGUCUAUGGGAGAGGGUGCUUUGGAACGUGCAAUAAAUUCGUCUUUCCUUGUUUCGGCAGACAUGGCUCAUGCCCUGCAUCCAAAUUAUCCAGACAAGCAUGAAGAGCACCACAGACCAGAGCUACAGAAAGGACUGGUUAUCAAGCACAAUGCUAACCAACGUUACGCUACAAGUGCUGUGACAGCUUUUCUGUUCAAAGAAAUAGCAAGACUUCAUAAUCUUCCUGUUCAGGAAUUUGUUGUAAGGAAUGAUAUGGGCUGUGGCUCAACUAUUGGCCCCAUACUUGCUUCUGGUGUUGGCAUACGGACUGUUGACUGUGGUAUCCCUCAGCUAUCAAUGCACAGCGUGCGGGAAAUGUGUGGCAAAGAAGACGUAGAUACAACAUACAAGCACUUCAAAGCUUUCUUCGAGAUGUUCUCUGACAUUGACCGCAAACUUAACGUAGACUUUUAGCAGUUCCUCAUGCUCAGAAUUUGAAUAUUUUCUCAGUAUCAG
This is a messenger RNA of Oryza brachyantha (malo sina), 1693 nucleotides long. Its product is annotated as probable aspartyl aminopeptidase. Gene Ontology annotation, molecular function: zinc ion binding; aminopeptidase activity. Lineage: Eukaryota; Viridiplantae; Streptophyta; Magnoliopsida; Poales; Poaceae. Gene Ontology annotation, biological process: proteolysis. Bases 74 to 1651 code for a protein of 525 amino acids. The transcript is spliced from 9 exons. The record is from RefSeq and is a predicted model, not a curated record.